Messenger RNA from Caenorhabditis sp. 36 PRJEB53466, 4449 nucleotides. The record is from the annotation of a GenBank genome assembly. NCBI's taxonomy places the organism in Eukaryota, Metazoa, Nematoda, Chromadorea, Rhabditida, Rhabditidae.
AUGGACGAACCGAGCACUACUGAGAUAGUCGAAGGACGUUGCUACCGGGACCGGGCGGACAUAUUCCUCAUUUUGGACACUUGCGCUGCCAUGUUCAUUGAUCGCGAAGAGGACGGAAACUCGGCGUACAAUACGGCAAAAAGCUUUAUGCGUCAUUUUCUCGGAUACCUCGACGAAGUCUCCACAAGCACGGAGUACGUCCGGAUGGUGAUCUUACCAAAUAAUCAACCAACAAGUAUGUUCUUUUCCAGUACAUUGGCAAGAAGAGGUACAACUGGCACUACGAUCGUCUGCUUGAAGACCACGAACGCAUGUUCAAGGAUGUGACUGUUGAGCGCGAUCCCCUUUUCACCACAUGGACCCGUCGAUUCCACGCCGAUCACCCGAAAGCCGUCCGCUACGUCAUCCUCACACACCGCAGAAUGGUCAGUUUUUUGUUUUCCCACUGUUUGUUCCAAACAAAAGUUGCUUUUCAGGCCGUGCCGUAUGUGAUGAGGGACAGGUGCCUCGUCUUAAAUUUUUCGACUCCGAAACACUGGCAAAUCAAGCGUCAUAUCAACGCGGAGACGGCCUACCACCAAGUGUUUCACGGUGACGUGGCUGACGCCAGCCGGGCCGUAUACAUUACGAACUUUCUCCCCUAUCUCUUCACCAGUGUAACCGGCGGCCAUCCGAUUAUGGGAAAAGUUUGUUGGAAGCUUAUUGUUUUUGUGAGAACAGUGUUUUCAGUUUUUCGGCCGGAUGAAGCAAAACGCGAAAGAACCGGAAGAGCCAAAAACAGUCCCUGACGAAGAGAAUGAAAGCAAAGAGUCGGUGGAGACUCCUAUGAUAAUUACCGAAAUUGCCAUUAUCGGAAUUGGAAAGUGGUGGACGCACGAGUACAGAGAUCUGAUCGGCGACGGAGUGUUCAUGGGAUGGAAAGGCGAGUUCCAGACGGGAAUGAACGAGUUUGCGAAGCACGGAAACCUUUCGCUGAUCUGUGAAUAUCCAGUAGCAGACUCUGGCAACGAUGAAAAUGGUAACAACGUUUUGCAGAGUUAUCAGCGGAAAUUUUGAAUGUUUUCAGGGCACUUGGUGACACAUCAUAUCGAUGGUUUGAAAGAAGCCGCAAUGGCGCUUCGCAACGGCAGCGACGGUCAUUACUUUUUGUACGGAUGCGCUCAAGAUCAGAUCACCAAGCAGAAAAUGCUCGUUGCCUUCUGCCCAACUAGUCACUCGGAACACGGAUCCGCCGUUGAUUUGCUAGGGAACGAUGAUUGGCUUCACACACAGGACCAGUUAAAACAGUGGGACACGUGUAAAUCGAACGUGCACGGAUUCUUGAAGCUCAAUCGCUACCAAAGAUUCAAGCAUUACGACAAGGACGGCCGUCAAAACUGGUCGUUCGGCUACAAUUGUCUCCGAAUGUCAUUCGUGAGUUACAAGGCGUAUCCUUUCAAGAACUACAAUACUAUCAUUUCAGUACAAAUGGUACGAAGGUGAUGAAUGCCGACGAGACGGGUUCUACCCGAAUGCGACACUCUGCCUCAACAAGAACAUCACCUACUCUCGCUCGAUCUAUACCAACGGCCUUCUGAUGAAGGCCGUGGUAAUUUAUAUAUACAACUUACACAAUAGUGGACAGGUAUGGAACCUCGACUUAACCAAAACUUUGGAUUAAACUGAUGAUUUCUAGAAAUCGCACUUUUUUGCGUACGGCCGAACUAGCGGCGAGACCGACGAGGAGUACAAGAAGCAACUCGAGAAGUUGUGCCACGAGGUCCACCACAAGUUGAAAAAAGCCGGCGGCACGGGCAUUUUUGACCGGUGCCUCGACAGCACUCCGUUCUUCGACAGUAUAUACUGUCCACAUCAAAAUUGAUAGAUUCUGAUAUUUCACCAUGUGCUUUUUUAUGAGACCAUACCAUUUGUUUUAUUACCGACUUAUGGGGUUCUGUGGUAUAUAGACCUCCAUUUUGCUCCUUCCACAUCAAUCUCUCCCAUUCCCCCACACCCACACGGUUUCCUGUUUUUCUUCUCAUAUAUUUUUUUUCUUGUUCAUUCUGUUUCUCUCUUUUUCUUAUUAAUAAGCCCCCCCCCCAUCAUUCUCCCAAAACCGAUCUCACCGAUUGCACUUCUCAGAGCGUUAUAUUGAAUUCCCCUUUAGUUUAGAUAUUCCCCCCAAAUUUAAAUAAUCAAAAAGUAAUUGAAGGUUUAUCUGAAGCAUUUUUGAGUGUUCUUCAGCCGGUACUGUUGCCGUUCAAUUAUUGUUUCUUGAGUUCAAUCCUCCGAAUCAGACACGUUUUGCACUUUCAGCAGCAUCCGAAUGCGGUAAUCAUAUGCGCGUAACACUACGAUUCACUAUUCUUGCCGUCACGGCGAUGCUCUUCUUCCCAGUGCUCAUCUUCAUUUAUGCGGUUGAAGCCAACACGUCUGUUGGAGCGCAAUCCCAAGGUCAGUACAAUAUCACACAGGAACGUUUGUGACAAUGUUUGAUGUAUGCAGAAUAUGAACGAUCUUAUGGCGUGAUCUGUGAUGCUGGCUCGACGGGAACACGCGUGUUCGUUUACAACUGGAUUAGUUCUUCAGGUACAACCGAGGUGGACAAGUCAACAAAUAAAACAGACAUUCAGACUCCGAACUGAUUCAAAUCGAACCAGUCAUAUACGACAAUAAGCCAGUGAUGAAGAAAAUCAGUCCGGGCUUGAGUACAUUCGGGGUGAAACCGAGUGAAUCCGCCGAGUACCUGAGGCCCUUGAUGGAGCUGGCCGAACGACACAUUCCAGAGGACAAAGUACCCUACACACCGGUCUUUAUCUUCGCCACUGCGGGAAUGCGGUUACUGCCCAAUGAGUAAGUUGUCUUUCCCAUUAUCCUGAACAAUUUCGCGAGUUUCAGACAAAAAGAGGCGGUGAUCUCGAAUCUUCAAUCAGAAUUGCCAAAAAUCACGUCGAUGCAAGUGUUGAAGGAGCAUAUUAGAAUAAUUGAAGGCAAAUGGGAGGGAAUUUACAGUUGGAUUGCAGUCAAUUACGCACUUGGUAUCUUUUUUAGAGUGUAACAUACUCAGUUUUUUAUCGCAGGGAAGUUCAACAAGUCGGCACCGGCAAAUAUCCACUUCCCAGGAACUUCUCCUGGUCAUUUAAGGCACAAAACGGUCGGAAUGAUUGAUAUGGGCGGAGCGAGCGCUCAAAUCGCGUUCGAAAUGCCAGAGACUGAGGAUUUCACAAGUAUAAACGUGGAAAAUGUGAGAGAAUCGAUCGAUCGAUCGGAAGAGCAACACAAACUUUCAAUUUUUCAGAUAAAUCUUGGAUGUAGGGAAGAUGACACAAAUUUCAAAUACAAACUAUUCGUGACGACGUUUUUGGGAUAUGGAGUUAAUGAAGGUAGAACUAGGAAUAGAGGCCCAGUGCGUAUUGAUUAUUAAGGUAUCCGAAAAUACGAACAUUCUCUAACUUCACGGCUGAAAGAGCAGAAUGGAACGGUCAUUCAGGACGAUUGUAUGCCUCUGAACUUGCACAAAACGGUCACUUUAGAAAACGGAGAAAACUUUGUCCGCAGAGUAAGUUUGACAUUAAAUGAGCAAAUAGCAGAACAGAGCGUUUCCAGGGUACCGGUAAUUGGGGCUCGUGCGUUUCCGAAGUCACAAAGCUGCUAAAUCCAGAAACAAAAUCAGAGGUUUGUAAAGCGGAAGUAGCCAAGUGCUACUUUGGAGCAGUUCCCGCGCCCAAGGUCCCUCUGUCCGACGUGGAGAUUUACGGAUUCUCCGAGUACUGGUACUCGACACACGAUGUGCUCGGUCUCGGUGGACAGUACAAUGCUGAUUUGAUAUCAAAAAAGUCACAGCAGUAUUGUAGUCAGAGAUGGUCGACAAUUCAGGUGCGUUCCGUGUUUUAUUGUGAUCUAAUCAGAUAAAUGUUUUCAAGGCUGCAUUCAAAAAGAAUUUGUACCCGAGAGCAGACGAGGACCGGCUCAAGACACAGUGUUUCAAGUCGGCAUGGAUUACUUCCGUUCUACACGACGGAUUCUCGGUCGACAAGACACAAAACAAAUUCCAAGUAGGAAAAAACAUUUGACGGAAAGUUUCGAUCUUAUUUUCCAGAGUGUUUCCACAAUCGCCGGACAAGAAGUUCAAUGGGCACUCGGCGCGAUGAUCUACCACAUGCGCUUCUUCCCACUCCGCGACUCGAGCCGCAACCUGGUCGUCAAAGAGUGGGUGUCGGUGGUACGACCCGGAUAAAAACUUCUUCUUGGUAUUACAGAACUCACUCCGCCUCGGAGAGUUUAUGGGCGCCUCUAUUCUUCCUUUCCGCCGUCUUCCUUCUUUUUGUUUUGGUUUGCGCAAAAGAGCAGUCGGUGCUCUGUUUCGACGAUAAACGUCGCGCCUCUUUCGGGUUAUCACGCAGCCAGUAUUCGUACAAAAUGCUCAAAGAGAAUCGAACUUCUUCUUCAUUCCUCGAAAACUUUGCGUAG